This is a messenger RNA of Sinocyclocheilus anshuiensis, 1090 nucleotides long. RefSeq names its product fat storage-inducing transmembrane protein 1-like. The record is from RefSeq and is a predicted model, not a curated record. The transcript has 2 exons. Gene Ontology annotation, molecular function: coenzyme A diphosphatase activity. Gene Ontology annotation, cellular component: endoplasmic reticulum membrane. Bases 68 to 1012 code for a protein of 314 amino acids. Gene Ontology annotation, biological process: lipid storage; phospholipid biosynthetic process; lipid droplet organization. Lineage: Eukaryota; Metazoa; Chordata; Actinopteri; Cypriniformes; Cyprinidae.
GACAGAUGGUAGAACAAUCUCAUUUCUGUCCUUGUCUCAGUUUGUGCUGUUAGUCGAUCUGUUGAACAUGCAGUGGAAGUUCUGCCCUCAGCAAACCAAGAUGGAUCUUUGUGGACUAAAGGAGAUACUUUAUAAGAUCCAUAACUCUGUCAACAAGCUUCUGCACUGGGCUCUGGAGCAGUUUACUGAUCUCACAGCUGGACUACUGGCUCAUUUCUUAUUUAGACAGCAUUUUCACUUCCUUCUCUCUGUGCUGGUGAUGUUUGGACCUGCUCUGAGUCUCUGGGUCUCCAAGUACAGCAUAUUUGGCAACAAGAAUCACUACCUGUACAGGCUGUUCCUGCAGUCAUGCUGGGGCUGGACCUGUGUAUUAUGUGGCUCUUUCAUCUUUCUUCUCUCAUACUGCAUCAGUAACUCUUUCAUUCACUCAGUCUGUCACCUCUCUCGACUUCUUGUGGCCGGGACGCUGUGGACACUGUUCCGCCGUCUACUGUCCUUUCUAGUGGACGCCUCUGGAAGCUGUUUUGAGCCACUACAAAGCCCCACAGAAGUCCACAGGAACCCCGGGGCGCUCCUGGACUCUGAUACAGGCCCUUUAUUACUACUGAGAGAGGAAAAGGGUAAAGCAGCCUGUCUCAAGGCCGGGCUACAGUGGCAGGGAUGUGAAGUGUCAGAUGACAUCCUCAUUCUGAGUUUAUGUUGUUUGAUUCUUGCUGAAGAAAUAGCAGUUUUUGGGCCCUGCAUGGCUCUAGGAAAAACUGUAGGGGCGUCACUGAGGAUAAUCUUCCUGUUAUGUGUGUUAUUGUUGGGUCUCUGGAUCUUCCUGAUCCUCUGCUUGCUGGCGCACUUCCCACUGUUCCCUUCCCAGCUGGUUGGAGGAGCUCUGGGGUAUCUGGGAUGGAAGGGCCUUUAUUAUAAGGGCUGGUGUGUUUUAAAGCCCGGCUGGUGCUGUCUUGGAAAACCAAAAGCUUUGCUUUCGGAUAGCACAUGCAAUAUGGGACAUGGAUGUUAAGGAAAUGAGAAACAGAAUAUAUAAAAUGUACAACUUUUGUGUCAAGGGGGUUUCAGAGUAAAAAAAUAUGCAUACCUU